AUGUCAUCACGGUUUCGAGAUGAAAUCUGCACUUACGCCAAGCUUUCCGUCUAUGCUUCCCCUACUACCACAACCCCCCACUCCCCUCCUUCCCUAUCCCCCUUCUCCCCGUUUCCCCUCCUCUUUCCCCACUCCCCCCCGCCUCUUCCCCCACCCCCCCCAGGGCUGACGUGGUUCCCGCACGCCAGUGCGGACGACGACUGGCUGGAGGAGGCUGCUACGGCCUCGCACGCCUUGCCGCCGGCUCAGGCCGCGAGCAGCAGCGCUGUAUCAGGACACGUGCGAGAGGAGGUCGUCAAGAUCGAGGAGAUCUCCACAGAGAUCGUGACCGUCCAGGAGAUAUCCACCGAGAUCGGGCGGCCAGCUAGAUCCCGCAGAUCAGGGGCAAAAGCUGCACGAGAAGCAGGCCCAGGCGAAGCGGAGAAGGAGAAGAAGAAAGGGAAGAAGGGGAAGAAGGGAGGCAGGUCGAAGCGAGAAGCACAGCCGCCGGAUGAGGCGACUAGCGCGGAUCCCAGGCUGCCUGAACGGGUGCGGCCUGCAGGAAGAGAUGUUGUGGUGCCGCAAACAACAGCGGAAGCACAGACGUCCAGUUCUAGCCCUGCUCCUGCUGCUGAUGGUGCCGGUGCUUCUGGUGGUGCUGGUAGGACUGGGCUUAUAGCUGGAUUGGCAGCAGGGGCAGCAGCAGCAGGCGGAGCUGUAGCAGCAGGGGUGGCAGGUUUGGCUGCGAGGCGAGAAGCCAAGCCUCCAGAAGCAGCAACCAGUGGUGAUGCAAUGGAAGGGGUGGCAGGUUCGGAAGGGGUGCGAGGUUCGGAAGGGGUGGGCGGUUCGGAAGGGAGAGUAGAAGGGCAGUUAUCAGCAGAGGAGAUGAGGGAAGACUCGAGAACGUCAGUGGCAGCCGUGUUAGCUUCGGGGGACACUGCGAGAGACCUUAGUGUUGGCGACUCGGAGUCUGCCGUACAAAGUCUGCCUGAACCAACAACGCAAGCAGCAGGAGCAGCAGAAGCAACAGAGGCAGCGGACGCAGCAGACGCAGGUGAGAGAGGUGAGCUGGCAGAAGCAGGUGCAGCAGGGGAAGCAGGCCCGAGCGGAGCAGCAGUUGCUGCUGCCGCCGGGGUUGGAGCCGGGGCAGCAGUGGCAGGUGCCGUGGUAGGAGGAGCUCUAGGCGCUUCUCUAGGCUCCCGAGAAGUCUCUAGAGACGAUCCCAGGGAGCAGUCCGGUGGGGGGUCGAAACGAGCCACACCUGGGACCCCGCUAGGUGGGAGCUCGCCCGUGUCUGCAAGCGAAGGGGGGAGUAGGCGAGAGGUGAAGGCGAAGCGGAACAGGGUGGGGGAGGGCGCGUUUGCUUCAGGGGAUCAGCAGGAUGGGGUGUUUGGUGGGGAUGAUUCUGGGGGGAGCGGUAGGCAGGGGAGCCAGGGGCGCGGAAGCAUGGGGAGAAGCAGCGGCAGUAGCGGCAGUGGCAGAGAUAGGGAUACGCUCCUGCAGCAGCAGCAGAAGCAGCAGCAGCAGCAGCAGCAGCAGGUGCAGCAGCAGCGGCAGCAGCAGUCGUGGUCGAAACAGCCCCUACCAGGUCAUGUUCCCGGCGCUACUGGUAUGCCCCCCAUGCGCAGCAACAGCGAGCUUCCCCCCCUUCCCCACCGCAGCACCAGCGGCCUUCCCCCCCAGCCCCUCCGCAGUAGCAGCGGCCUUGCUGCCCUCUCCGCGUCCACCAAUAGCAAUCUCCUGCAGCGGGCCGCCACGGGCAGCGGUGACCGCUGGAUCUUCCACUCUGGCGCGGAUCGGGACCAGCUAGUGGAGUCAGAUUCGAGCGAUGACUCGGAGACGAUGAGUGGGCAGCUGGAGGGCGGGUUGGGGGAUUCCUGGGGGAGAGGGCGAGGUGGGGAAGAAGCAGGGUCGUUCAAAGCGGGGAGUUUGGCGAGUCAGGGGUCUAGAGGCGGGGGUAUGAGUCCUGUGUCUGAGAUGGGGGAGCAGCAUGGUGCGGGUAACGUAGCAGGGAGAGCGAGGGGCGGGAUGUGGCACGGGGCUCCUCGGCCUAGCAGUGCUGGCAAGUCUGGGAGAUCACGAUUAGGGAAAAGAUCGCCUAGAGGGUCGUCUCUAGGGGCAGGGAUGCUGGAGCGAGUAGCAGGCGGGACGGCGGAUAGCAGAGGGAGCUUUGGAACAGGUGCGGAGAUCAACAGAGCGAGUAAGAGCAUGCGGGGGUUGCCUGUAGAGGGGUUGGCUAGCGCUGGGGCUAGCGGGGCGUGGAGCUCGUCAGAUGGCGAGGGGAGUGUGCAGACGAGAGGGGCAGCAGGGGCGGCUCAGCCUGUGGUUGUGGGGUUUGUGGGGCCUGCUAGACCGGGUACACCUGUUUCGCUGACCAGGCUUGGGUCUGGGGCUCCUAUGCUGCGCCCUGCUACUUCUGGGGGUUUGUUGCUGGAAGAUGUGGGGAAGUAUGAUGACUGGGUGGUGUAUGAGAGUGAGGGGGAGGAGGAGGAGGUGCAGAGUAGGCUUGCGAGGGGGAGAGGGAGAGGUGUGGUGGAGAAGAGGGUGGUGCAGGAAGGGGGGGUGGCGGGGGUUGUGGAUAAGAAGGAGGCGAGGGAGGGAGGGCAGGCACAGGGUGUAGGAGCAGCAGCGGCAGCGGCAGCGGCAGGGGCAGGGGCAGCGGGGAUGAUGGUUGGGAAUGUGGGGCGGGGGAAGGGGACAGAGAGGGACGUGUGGAGAGCAGGACAGGAGGACUCUGAUAAUUCGGACUCAGAAAUCAAGCAUGAGGCGGGAUGGGGUCUCGCCUCACAGCAGCAGCAGCAGCAGCAGAGUAACGGAUUCAUGUUCAACAGCCAAGGGGAAAUGCCUGGGGGUGGGUUUCACCCAGGGGAGGCUCAACCGGGGGGGGUUCAGCCCCAGCCUGGCGCAAGGCAUGCGCCCCAGCCGCCCACUAGUCCGCGCCCAUCAUCCCCCCGGCCUCUCCCAUUCGCCUCCAGGUCUCGGUCCUCUGCCCCUGCUCCUCACCCACAGCAGCAGCUCCCCCCUCGCCCUGUCGGCCCUCCUAACGCUUCCUCCUCCCUGCAUGGUCCUUCACAGCCCCACCCGUUCUCGUCAGGAACAGCAGGUAAGCCGCGCAUACCCCCCAUCCCCCCAGCUUAUGGUCACUCCCCUGCUUAUGCUGCGCCUGCUGCUGCGUCUGCUGCUGUGCCGGGCUCUGAUCCACACCCGUUCGCCCCGGGUGGUUUUGCUGGAGGUGCUGGAGCUCCUGGAGUGGCAGCAGGGGCUGUGCCUGGGGGGCAGCAACAAGGGCAGCAGCAGUCGUGGGGGGGGUCUGUGGCAGGAUUCUUUGCAGGGGCAAGCGCGUUUGUGUUUGGCGCCAAGCAUGACGGGCACGCAGGGCGGGAGGCAGGGAGGGAGGUGCAGCAAGGAAAGGACUUGAAUCAGGCAGGUGAAGCUGGGCUGGGGUUAAGGGACGGGGAGCAAGGGGGGUCUGGGGCGGCAGGUACAGCAGCUGCAGCAGGUGUAGUAGGUGUAGCGAGUGGGGGCAGUGGCAGUGGCAGCGGCAGUGGCAGUGGUAGUGCUAUGCGGCCUCCUCGCCCUCCAUCCCUUGCUAUCCCUGGAGCAACGGGUAAUGCCACUAGCCCUGGUGCUGGCCGCUACAACACCCAUGCACAGGCAGGAGCAAACGGAGAGGCUUCAGAACGAACAGCAGCAGCUGCUGGUGGUGGUGGUGCUGCUCCUAGUGUGUUUGAGGUAGAGGGCGGGCAUGAGGCUCUUAUGUCUCCCAUUGCCUUCGUUACAGUGUCGCCUGCUAAGAGCACCAGGAGAGGCACCGACGGAGCUGCAUUGCCAGGGGCAGCAGCAGCAGCAGCAGCAGCGGUGCCUGGGAGAGCGGUGGGAGGAGCAGCAGAGAUGGGAGCGAUGAGUCAGCAGCCUGCACAGGGGUACCGGCCUGGGGCAGGGCUUGGUGGGUGGAGUAAAGGGUCUGGUGCUAGAGCCGGUGGGGUUGGUAUAGGGUGGGGGGAGGGGAGUGAGGAGGAGAGUGAAGAGGUGGAGAGUGAGGAGGAGACAGAGGCGACCGAAGAGUUUGAGGAGGAAGAAGAAGAGGAGGAGGAAGAGGAGGAGGAAGAGGAGGAGGAAGAGAUGGAAGAAGAGGAGAUGGAGUAUAGUAGUGAUGAGGAAAGUGAGGACGAAAGUGAGGAGGAAAUUGAAGAGGAGAGUGAGGAGGAGAUUGAACAGGAGAGCGAGGAGGCAACUGAGGAGGAGAGUGAGGAGGCAACCGAGGAGGCAAGUGAGGAGGAAGACGAGGAAGAGGAGGAAGAGGAAAAGGAGGAACGCGAGGAGGAGAGUAUAGGUGCGUGGGUGGGCAGACCGAUACUGGCACAGUCACAAGCGGGCACUCCCACAGGCUAUAGCGGCAUGAAAACCCCAGAUGCAAUCGGAGGCAUCGUGUUUAUUAACGAGUAUGGUGCUGCCCCUCCCUCCCCUGCUCUGGGGGCGAAUUCCGUGGGUACGGGAGGGGGUACUAGUGGGGCCAGCACGCCUUUGGGAAUGGGUGGGGCGAGUGGGGCAAUGGCGGGCAGCAAAUCGCCUGGUGGUAGGCCAGGGGAGGAUGAUGAGCGCGUGUUUGUGGUUUUUAACAAGUCGAGAUUUUCUCCCACUGCUGCUGGCGCUGCUGCUGCUGCUGGCGCUGGUGGUGGUGCUGGUGGUGCUGGUGGGGGUGGCUUGUUGGCUGAUACUCAAGGAUCAGGGACCCUUGUGGUGAGGAUUGAGAGAGGUGUGGAGGAGGAGGGAAGUGAGGAGGACGAGGGGGAGGGUGGUAGUGAGGGGUGGGAUGGAGGGGAGAGUGGGGAGGAGGAUGGGAGUGAGGGUCGGAGUGGGAUGGAAGGAGAGAGUGAGGAGGAUGGGAGUGAGGAGGGGAGUGGGUUUGAUGGGAGUGCUGAGGGGGAGAGUGAGGGGGAGAGUGAAGGGAGUGAAGGGGAGGAGAGUGGGACAGAAGGGAGUGAGAUGAGGGUAGGUAGGGAGGAGGGAGAAGAUGGGGAAUUGAGUGCGGUGGAGAGUGGUGCUUCUGGAGGGAGUGAGGGGAGCGAGGAGGAGAGUGAGGAGGGGAGUGAGGAGGGGAGUGAGGAGGAGAGUGAGGAGGAGAGUGGGAGUGAGGUGGAGAGUGGGAGUGAGGUGGAGAGUGGGAGCGAGAGCGAGGGGACGGAAAGUGGUUCGAGUGAGAGCGAGGGGAGUGAGGAGACAGGGUCAAGCGAUGAUGAGGACGGCACAACUUUGGACGGCACAUGGGACGGCACAAUGGACGGCACAAUGGACGGCACAGUGGGCGGCACACUAGAUGACAGAACGCUGGAUGGGACAGAGGGCAGUGACACUAUGGAGGGGAGUGAGACUAUGGAGGGGAGUGAGACUGCUGGGACGGCAGAUAGGACUCUGACUCUGGAGGGAACUGAUGUUUUGAGCGACAGUGAAAGGGGUGGCAGUAGGAGGGCUAGCAGUGACAGGAGCAGAAGUGAGAGGGAUGGGAGCUCUUAUCAGGGCGAUAGCUUAUCCGAGGGGAGUGAGGAGAGUGAGGGGAGUGAGGAGAGCGAAGUGAGUGAGGGGAGUGAGGGGUCAGAGAGUGUGGAAGAUGGUGAUACUAUGGAUGAUAGUGACAGUAUGGAGGGGAGUGAGGCUGUGAGCAGGAGUGCAGCGAGCAGGAGCAGAGGAGGGUACAGUGACGAUAUUGUGCUUAUAGAGGUGGUGACUGUAACGGGGUCUAGAACCAGUGGGACCCGGGAGGAUUUGUCGAGUGUGCGAGGGAUGAGCGAGAUUGGGAGUGAGAUGGGGAGGAGUGAGAUAAGUAGGAGGAAGAGAGCGGGGAGUGAGAGUAGGGGGAGUGAUACAGAGGGGACAGAGACGGAGGGGAGCGAGACGGGCAUGAGUGGGAGUGAGGCGAGUGGGAGUGAGGCGAGUGGGAGCGAGGAGAGCGGGAGUGAGGAGAGUGGUAGUGGGGGGAGCAGCAGGAGUGGAAGUGAUGAGAGUGAGGGGAGUGAGAGUGAGGGUAGUGAGAGUGAGGGUGAUGAGAGUGCGAGUCACAGCCCAGCAGCGACUGGGGAGUCAGCAUCGCAGGCUUCCAGGUCAGCAUCAGAUGCUUCCGGAGGAGCGGGAGCGAGCAAAAGCGGGACUGCUGCAAGCCGCAGCCCGACUGAUGCAAGCCAGUCACCUGGCACAGAAUCGUCUCUUGUCGAAUCACUCAGUAAGGGGUCGUCGGGAAGCCAGUCUCGGUUGGGAAGCAAGAGUGGGUCUCAAGCUAGUAGUGGGUCGCACACUAGCGGGUCGCAAGGUAGCAAGUCUGUGAGGAGCAAGUCAGAGGGAAGCGAAUCGGAGAAGAGCGAUUCGGAAUACGAGGGUGAGGGUGAGGGGUCUGAGGAGGAGGAAGGUGAGGGAUUCAGCAAGAAGAGCAGUGAGAGGUACAGCGGUAGUGGCAGUGGGAGCGAGGGGAGUAAAGAGAGUGAGAGUGUAAGGAGUGCGAAUGGUGCUGCUGUUGGUGUUCCUAGUGUUACUGCUAGUGGUGCUGCUAGUCCCAGCCAUGAGCUUUGGACGCCGACAGGUGGCGCUGCGUCAUUGGCGGCAGGUGCGAUGCGGUCACCAGGGGGGGAGGGGUGGAAGAGGCCACUCACUGUGAAGGUGGGGGGGAGUUCGCAAGAGCCCAGUUCUGAGGAAGAGGAGGAGGAGGAAGAGGAAGAGGAGGAAGCGGAAGGUGAGGAAGAGAGUGAGGGUGUUACUGCCACUGAGGAGGAGGAGGGAACCUCGAUUGAGGAGGAUGAGGAUGAAGAGGAGGAGGAGGAGCAGGAGGAGAGUGUUUUUACGGAGGAUAGGAGCUCAGAGGGAGAAGGGAGUAUAGAGAGCGACAGGAGGUCAGAUAGUGAGAGGGGCUCAGAAGGGGAAGAGGGCGAAGAGGAGGAGCAGGAGGAGAGUGUGUUCACAGAUGACAGGAGCUCAGCAGCAGCGCGGAGGAGUGACAGGAGUGUAGAAAGUGACGGGGAAUCAGAAGGUGACGGGAGUUUAGAAGGGGACAGGUCAGACGAGGAUGGGAUGUCAGAGGGAGAAGGGAGGUCAGAGGGAGAGGAGGAUACGGAGGAGGAAGGAGGGGAGAGUGUAGGGAGCGAGGAGGAGGAGAGGGUGGCGAAGAUGCUUCGAGCAGAGAGCAAGAGGCGGUUUGAUGCGGUGCUGGGGCAGCUGAAGGGGCAGCUGAAGGUUCUGCUGAAGCAGGAUUCACAGGGGAGCGGGCAGUCUGAAGGCAGUGAGGGGCUUGGGGAGGGGAGUGAGGAGGGGAGUGAGGAGGGGAGUGAGAGAUUUGGGGGGUCUGAUAGGAGUGGAGUGAGUGUGGGAGAUGGGAGGAGAGAGGAGGAGAGUGGUGAGGGUGAGGAGUAUGAGUCAGCGAGUGAGAGAGAGGGAGAGUCGCAAGAGGAGGAUGCGUAUGGUUCCAGAAGUGCGAGUGACAGAGAGAGUGAGGGUGAGAGGGAGAGUGAGAGUGGGAGGGAGAGUGAGAGCGAAGGAGGAAGGCAAGAGGAGGAGGAUGAGGAGUGGGUGGAGGAAAAAGCAAGAGAUUCGGUUAGGAGUGGUUCGGAGGAAGCCUGGGUGCACGGCAGUGAGGAGGAGCAGGGUGACUCAGAAGAAGGGGAGGAGGAGGGGGAAGGGGAAAGGGAAGAGGAGGAGGAGGGGGAGGGGCAAAGGGAAGAGGAGGAGGAGUACGGUUUCUCAUCAGAAGAUGAAGCUUCUGCUGCUGUGCCCGCUGCUGCAAGGUUCCACCACCCGCAGCCGCCCACCACGCCCUCUCUGCAGCCGUCCCCGCCGUCCCUCGCCUUGCGCCGCUCCUUCAAGCGCCCCCAGCCCCUGCGCCCCUCCUCCGCCUCGCCCCUCUCCCCCCACCCCUUCGCUCAAGCGUCUGGUUCUGCUGCCACCACGCCACAGAGCGCAGGAGGGUCGUCUGGAGGUUCCACUCCCCACAGUGCUGCCGCUGUUGCCACUGAUGCGUCUGGUAUGGCUGGCCCUCGCCCUGCAGGUGAGUUUCCCUCUCCCCUUUACCGCCCUUCAUCCCCUGCUUCUGCUUCUGCUGCGUUUGCUUCUUCUGCUCCUGGAGCGUCUGUGUCUGGUACGCCUGUGCUUGCUGUCGCACCUGCACGUGCUUUGCCUGGCGUUGCUGCCUCUGCUGCUCCUCUUGCGCCUGCUGCUUCCCCUGGUGCCGCUCCUUCUGCUGUCUCCGUUGUUGCCCCUCCUUCUGCUGCCUUGGCUGUUGCCCCUCCUGCUGCCUCUGCUGCUGUUCCCUUGUCCGCAGAAUCGUCUCCCCUUCCCUUGUCCCACCCCCCUGAACCCAUUCCCACUGUUCUCCACCCAUUGGACCCACGUGCACAUCCGGUUUCCGCGGCUCCCCACACCAAAGUUGCUGCUAGCGGCCAUGCAACACCCCCUCAUCGUUCCCACCCUACUGCUUCUCCCCCUCCCCCAGUCCUCCAUCCACUGGACCCAAGAGCGCAGCAGCAGCUGCCAGCACAGGCCAAGGCUGGUGCGGAUGGGAAAGGCAAGUAUGGUGCAGCGUUGGUCCCUCCCGCCUUAGCGCCCGGUGGUGCAGGCAGCUCGCAGGGGUCCAGCCGGCCCGAGUCAAGGGAGUCAACAGAGUCAACGAGGGCGAAUGAGUCACCGCUGGAGAAGGGAAAGGGUGGGGGGAGGGCGGUCACCGUGACUGCGGGUGGGGCGGAUUGGAGCGGGAAACCGCGCGCGCUGCUGCUCUGUUCGCGAGCCCGCGCGCGGCGCUGUUUGCUCGCCGCGAAAUCCACGCCGCGAGCUCUGCGCCUGCUCGCUGCUGUAAUCGCAUUUCGAGCGCCACUUCUGGGAGCGCCGAAAACGAAGCGCCGCUGA
Messenger RNA from Closterium sp. Naga37s-1, 8859 nucleotides. Lineage: Eukaryota; Viridiplantae; Streptophyta; Zygnematophyceae; Desmidiales; Closteriaceae. The record is from the annotation of a GenBank genome assembly.